UAUUUAAAUUCUGUGUAUUGCGGUAAUAAAUAUUGAGUGUGAUUAUUUCUGUUAAUGGUGGGGCAUGCUACAGAUGAAGUGCGGAGAGCUGAUUGACAACGGUCCAGUUUCUUAUGAGCUGUAAAUAUAUUUGUUUUCGCGCCCUGUAAAGAAGAUCACUGUACUGAUUUUUUUCUAAUUUAUCAGGAACAGAUAUUAAAAUUGUGUGGAAAAAGUUCGCAAACUUAAAGCAGUAAUAAUUAGAUAUUCUGGUGGAAACACAAACACACAUUGACGACGGACAGUUGAGAUUGUCAGUGGGUGCUGCAAAACUGUGACAAUAAAGUGUAUCGUUAGCGUAGAAUAUAAUAUCCGUGACCUAUUAGGAACGCUGCACUGGUUUCGUACUGUGACAGUUUUUUGCAUUAUUUAGCAUCCUGAUGUGAACUAGAGUUCAUUCUCAAUAACCGUUAAUUGAAUUGCGUUUUCCACCACCAUUUAGGUUUUGACCAUGUCUUUAAUAUACUUGUCUAAUUUCACGGUUACGUAAUGUUAACAGGUUGGCUGUAAGGCAAAUGUGCGUUGGAAGAGUGGCCAGGAAGUUAAGAAUUUGAAGGUGUAGUGAUACUUUUAUAGCCCUAUUUUAAGUUAACAUAAUGGCAUUCAGUUUCGGUAAUACUGCAAAAUUCCCAACGCAAACGUCUGCACCAUCUUUUGGUUUUGGCUCCUCGUUAACGACAGCCGCUAAACCGGCAGCCACAGGUUUCUCCUUUGGUACUCCUAGUUUUGGCCUGGGUACUACAGCAGCCACAACAACAACAGGUUUUGGUUUUGGUGGCCUUGGAUCAACACAGAAUACUGGAUUCAGCUUUGGUGCCACAACCACGACAGCAGCUGGAACUGGUGGAUUUGGUACUGGCAGUUUACAGUUUGGUGCUGGAUCAGCCGUAUCUGGGACAGGAACUGCUCCGACAUUUGGUGGAUUUGGAACUACCGGCCAACAACAAACUGGAUUUGGAUCCUUUGGCGCGUUUGGUGCAAAACCGGCGACAUCAAUAGGAGCAUUUGGAAGCACUGGUUUAUUUUCUCAACCACAACAGCAGCAGUCAUUUUUGCAGCAGCAACAAGCGCCUUUGAAAGGGGAAGAGGCCAUUGCAAGGGCUGUGUACUUUGUGCAGAUAUUUGGUGAUGAACGUGAUCAAGUACUGGCAAAAUUUAACAUGCUUCAGGCUUUGUGGGGUUGUGGAAAAGGUUACUAUUUACCUGGCCAACCACCUGUAGAAUUUACUCCUGCUAACCCUUUGUGUCGAUUUAAGGGUAUAGCUUACAGUCGCAGAGUAGAUCCUGAAGAAGCUCGUGAAGGGCUUGUAUUGCUCACGUUUGCAAAGGCAGAGGCAGAUGUGCGAGCUGGCCAGUCGCAGCUUGUCCAGAUCUUGCAAACUGCAUUGGGAGAUAGAGCUACGAUUCACAUCGACAGUAUUCGCUCUGUAGGACCUCAGAGAACAACAGUGAGCCUUUAUGCUGAAGAAGCACAACAGCAGUUAGGAACAGCAAAACGUCGCUGUGGAGCAGCAGAACUGGCAGCGGGCAUACGUCAACAUUUGACCCAGCUGGGUGCAGAGUCAGUGCUGCCCCUUACUCUCCUGUUGUCUCCUGAAGUGGAACGAUACCUUUCAGAGCCUCCUCCAGGUAUUGAUGCCCGUCUCUGGAAACAAGCACAGGCUGAAAAUCCAGAUUCAGCUAAUCUCAUACCUGUCCCUGUCAUUGGGUUUGAAGCACUUGCAGCACGUGCUAAAGCCCAAGAACGUGAGGCAGCUGCACACUUAGCAGCAUUAGAUCGAUCAGCUGCUGAAGUUUCUACUUUGCGUGCAGCAUUGGCACGUACAGCUGCUAAGGUUUCUGAGCAACGUCGCCGAGCACUUUCUUUGGAGCAUAGAGCACUAGUUGUAGUCGGCAGACAGCAGAUCAGACGUAAAGCAGGGCAAGCGCUUGACCCUCGUGAAGAGGCUCUGUUGAGUCGAUUGCAGGCACUUCAAGCCCAUCUUUCUGCUCCAUCUGUUGUUAAAGCUAGACUGAAUGAAAGUCUGUCUCAGGUACGCUUGAGGCGAGGAGUUGAUGGCACAGCAGGACCAGGAAGUGGUUUACGAAGUUCAGCAAUGUUUGGUGAUGACUUACGAAAAUUUCUGGAAAUGGAACAAGAUGGCAUUGAUCGCCUUGUAGAAGUUGUGCGAUCUGACUUGAAUUCUAUGCGUACAAUUCAGGAAGGACUUUGCAAACUUUUGCCACAGCAGUACAAAUGAGAUUUCACUUAAUUUUGACAAGAAAUGGAAAUACGUGUGAGAUGUGAUCAUUGUGUUUAUGGUGAGCUUCUACAAUGGAGAUGUUCCUACAGCAUUUGGCUGUUUUGUGAAUGAUAUAUUUUCUGUAACUAUUUUUUUACUCAUUUGUUAAAAUUUUAUUAUUGUCCUAUUGGUGUAUUUUGAAUAUAAGACAACUCUCUUGUGCUACAUUUAUAAUUCAUUAAAUUACUACUGCUUCCAGGUCA
Molecule: messenger RNA, 2524 nt
Organism: Schistocerca americana (American grasshopper)
Lineage: Eukaryota; Metazoa; Arthropoda; Insecta; Orthoptera; Acrididae
Gene: Nup54
Product: probable nucleoporin Nup54
Exons: 1
Coding region: 636-2279 (547 amino acids)
Biological process (GO): nuclear pore organization; NLS-bearing protein import into nucleus; protein localization to nuclear inner membrane
Cellular component (GO): nuclear pore; nuclear pore central transport channel
Molecular function (GO): structural constituent of nuclear pore
Source: RefSeq, a predicted model, not a curated record